Messenger RNA from Klebsormidium nitens, 2482 nucleotides. NCBI's taxonomy places the organism in Eukaryota, Viridiplantae, Streptophyta, Klebsormidiophyceae, Klebsormidiales, Klebsormidiaceae. The record is from the annotation of a GenBank genome assembly.
AUAGAAGCUAAUGAUCAUCUACGGCUCGCAGGACAUGACGCUCAGCAUGGGCCACAUUGCGCUCAGUUCGUUCUCACCAACUUGAAGUGACCAAUCUUGGUUUGUUCAGGAGCAGAGAUCCCGCCACCACUUUUCUGUCCAGGUCCACUGAGUCCGUGGAACUGCAAUGGGGGAGCCUCCAGGCUGCGCUUUGACUGUUCUAGUCAUCUGACAGGUUUCGGUCCAGGUGGGUUCAAUGCAGAAUGCUGUGGCGUACAGCUUUCUAAAUUAAGAAAGCAGAUUCUAUUAAAGCCCUUCGACUCAAAGUGGGUUCAUUUUCACUUGAAAGCUUUCCCUAAGGUCAUCUAACCAAAGGAUGGCUUUACAUCUCAGAGGGCGCUUGGCUGGUGAAGUCUCGCAGCUUCGUGCGAUCCAUGCAGCCUUCUUGCAAACAGUCAAUUUGGAGGGGUUGGGGGCGCACAAAAGCAGCGGCGACUUACAAUUCUCAGAUGCUCCAGGUUCAAGGCAAGAAGAAGCAUCCAGCAAAAAUACUCAACCUCAGAGCCAAGGAGGAGAGUUGGGGCUCGAUGGGAAGGUGGUCGAAGCAGUGUCAGACGGAGGCGCCCUGGAGAGUCCAAGUGAUGCCCCAAAGACGGCCCCGGUGAAGCCUCCUGAAAAGGGCAAGGGCAAACCUGGCUCAUUUACAACGCCAUUGGACCUAGUUAAGCAGCGGAUGUGGCAGUCAGGGUUACAAGCAGCUGGGCCGCUUUCAACAGGUCCAGCAGAGGAAACAGCGUUGGGUUCUACUGCCUCUGCUUCUGGAGUUGGGAGAAAAACGGACACAUCUGCGUCGGGGGCGAGACUUUCCGAGGGUGGUGCAAAGACAGGCAGCAUUCAGUAUCUGAAUGUCCACAAGGAGAGACUGGCGGAGCUGAAAGCGCUAGAGGAGCUCACGUUUGAUGACGUUGACGCCUGGAGCCGCAAGAGCAGCGAGGGGGUAGAGCCUGGGGUGAAAGCGAUGAUGGCCGGGGAGUUGCAGCAGAGCAAGCUGCAGCUGAUCAGCGCCUACCAUGACCUGCAGAUUGUUCCCAUGAGGAAGCUCUUUGCCUGGGCGAUCCCAACCGAAGAGGCGCUGGAAGCAAUCAAGCAGUGCUCCCCAAAGGGCGUGGUGGAGAUUGGCGCCGGCAGCGGAUACUGGGCGGCGCUCCUCGAGGAGCGGGACGUCAGCGUGCGCGCGUUUGACCGGGACCCGGUGCACGAGCGCUACAACGGGCACCAUUCCCCGGUCACUCCGGAGCAGCUGAGCGCUCUGGCGGAACGGAUCGAGUAUCCGAAGAAGUUGGAGCUGAAUCUGGACGUAGAAAUGAUCCGGAGGCUUGGGUUCGGCUGGGUCGAAGAGGGCGGUCCGAAAGCCGCUGAACGCCAUCCAGAGCGGUCCUUACUCCUGUGCUGGCCCCCAGACGAGACCGACGAAUCAUCCCCGGAAGACGUCAAGAGCAUGGGCGUGGAAGCCUUGAACGCUUACAAAGGGUCGACGCUCAUCUACGUGGGGGAGCCCCUCGAAAGCAAACCCUCUUCAGGCGAGAAAAUCUCUAGAACGGCGGGGCCGCGGUUUGAGCGGAGCUUGAAGGAAGGCGGUUGGAAGUUGCAGAAGGAAGUGGAACUGCCUCACUGGCCGCAGUGUGGGGAUCGGCUCCAGGUGUGGACCAGGGAUAGUGCAGAGGUCUCCUCGAGCGGUAAUGAUGCGGAGGGCGGUAACGAUCAGAAACCAGCGGGAGAAAGUACGAGCGGUACCGAGGAGUCGGAGAACGGCGACUCGGCGGAGGAGUCGGUUGAAGAGUUGAAAGAGAAGCUGCUACGUCUUACGGGGUCGGCAUCGUCGGCUCGGGAGGCUUCCGCCGAAGAUGGAGUGGCACGCGGGACGGCAGGAGGGAAAAAAGUGAUUUUUUCGUGGAAUACAGAGCACGGAGUGUCGCCAGACGUACUAGUAGAUGUGUUGAAAGUCGCAGACACAUUGCACAAGGCGCAACUUGUGGAGGCCCGGCGAAAAGGGGGAACAAUGGUCGGGGAAGCGGAGCGGCAGGCCUACAUGGAGAUGCUGAGAGCGGCGUGGGAUGCGGUCGCGAGCGACCUCAUCGCGCGGCGGGUCUACAAAGAGUGGCACGUGCGAAGAGUCCACGCCCCGCUUUCGCGCAUAGAGGCAGAGACGAAUACACGGCACAUGGCUCGACAGGGGUUCUUGAGGAGGUACCUCAUGCGGUUAGGGUACAAGAUUGUCAAGGAUAAGGAGGACUCCUUUUAGCACUGCAUCAGGAUAAUAGAGCUGAAAUACAGAGAGGGCGGCUUGCCUCUGAGGAGCCGCGAUGGUGCAUACAUUCUACUUUCCAAGCUGCUCUUUUGCCAUAGUCUGAUCGAGCCACGACUCUAAAGUCAACGUGAGCUUGUCCCGAACGACAGAACUUGAAGACUCGCACGGCUUGGAGACCACCAUCUGAGAUCCAUG